AUGGACGCGGCUAUAGUCGCCGGAACCAGUGGCCUACGGAGCUUGUGUCCAAUGCAGCUGCGGAACGUAGUAGGAUCCUGUCGGUCGCUCUUGUCCAGACCGGCUGCGUUUCGAGCGAGUUUUCAAUCCCCGUGCCCAUUCCCCGGUACGCACUGGCGGAGCACAGGGUCGACGAGGUCGUUCCACUCGAGCCCUUUCACUCUAUCGGGACGCCGCAUAACGUAUCGCAUCGCCGCGUCCGCGUCUGGAAAAGGACAACGAUUUUCUCCCACGAAAAAUGUCAUUAGUUUUCGGCCGGAAAAGGAUGCGGCUUUAGGCCUACAGGUGGGGACAACGCCUUUCGCCCGGAGGAUGUCCCGGUUUGAUAGUGGAGAGGAUGCUUUUUUUGUGAGCAAGGUGAACGGCGAACCCAACACUGUUGCUUUUGGCGUGGCAGAUGGUGUAGGAGGUUGGUCCCAAUCGGGUGUGGACCCGGCGGAUUUCUCCCAUGCGCUCUGCAGCAACAUGGCUCAGGCCGCUUUAGAUUGGAAUACAAAAGUCGAAAAAUUGAGCCCCAGGGCUCUGAUGCAGGCCGGCUAUGAGAGAUGCUUAGCAGAUCAAUCUAUUUUUGCAGGUGGAAGUACCGCUAGCGUUGGCAUUGGGCAUGAUGAUGGGAGGGUGGAACUUGCGAAUCUCGGAGAUUCAGGAUCCAUUUUUUGCCGACUGGCAGCCAUUCAUCAGUACUCCAUUUCUCAAACGCACGCUUUCAAUGCUCCUUACCAGCUCUCCUUGAUACCGCCGCUCAUCCGAAUCCAAUCGUCAAUGUUCGGAGGUCAAAUCUUCGAGGAUUUCCCCUGCCAUGCGAGUGUAACUAAUUUGAAAAUGCAGCAUGGUGACGUGCUCAUUCUAGCAACGGACGGCGUCCUCGACAACCUUUUCAACCAGGAUAUUUUAAAUAUCAUAACAGACCAAAUGAUAACUGCUGGUGCUUGGAACGUUACUUCGGAAUCGGGGAUUAGCGUUGCUGCUGAUCUUGAUAAAUUCACUCACGAAGGCGGCCUUGUUCAAGCCCCCAGAGUCUCCACAUCGACGAACGACUCUCAAUCCAAGCAACCGAUAUCUAACCCUCGAACGAGAUUCCUUCCGUUGCAGGAUCGCCUCGCUCUUACAGUCGUUCGGCAGGCGAAAGUUUCCAGCAUGGAUCGUCAUAGGGACGGCCCAUUUGCGAAAGAAGCUCAGCGAUAUUACCCUUGGGAUAAAUGGAGAGGUGGUAAAAUCGAUGAUAUCUGUGCCGUCGUCGUCGUUGCGGUUGAAGAGGGGAGAGCAGAGUCAUGA
Molecule: messenger RNA, 1314 nt
Organism: Histoplasma capsulatum G186AR
Lineage: Eukaryota; Fungi; Ascomycota; Eurotiomycetes; Onygenales; Ajellomycetaceae
Product: type 2C protein phosphatase PTC7
Exons: 2
Coding region: 1-1314 (437 amino acids)
Source: RefSeq, a predicted model, not a curated record